Penicillium macrosclerotiorum is the source of this 1539-nucleotide messenger RNA. RefSeq lists its product as uncharacterized. The record is from RefSeq and is a predicted model, not a curated record. Gene Ontology annotation, molecular function: glycosyltransferase activity. The coding region runs from base 1 to 1539 and encodes 512 amino acids. Gene Ontology annotation, cellular component: membrane. The transcript has 2 exons. NCBI's taxonomy places the organism in Eukaryota, Fungi, Ascomycota, Eurotiomycetes, Eurotiales, Aspergillaceae.
AUGCGCCAGCCGUUCUACAAGGACAAUCAGGUAGUCCCUUUGGGGAUUAUGCUCUUGACGUUUUUCAUCUUUGUCUAUCAUUUUGAAUUGGAUCGUCAGGGUCCACUGGGCGAGAUCCCCGCGGCCGCCGUUCCCAACGCCUUCGUCGCCGAGUCCCCGCGCAAGGCCGACUCGAGCUCUACUUCCAACUAUGUCGACGACGAAGCUGUAGACCAGCGCGUUCACAUCAUUCCUUCUGCCGUUCCUUCUGCCAAACCUCAUGUCUAUACUUCUUCCUCUCCUUCCUCUUCCUCUCCUUCCACUUCCAGUCAAUCUCUUCCUUCUUCCGAGGGCUUAACCACCGACGAUGUGGUCCUCAUGUUCAAGACCGGCGCCACGGUCUUGUGGAAGCGUGUGCCCAUUCACCUGGCCACGACUCUCGCGCCCAACCGCAUCCACCCUGACAACGUGCUCUUGUAUUCCGAUUAUCCCGAAACCAUUGGCGAAUGGAACAUUAUCGACAUCCUCGCCAACACCUCCGACACCGUUCGCCAAUCGGCGACCUUCCAACCAUACCAGCAGCAGGCUGACUACGAGGCGCGCCAGAACUAUGCUGAGAUUUCCAACAUGCCCGGCGACGCGGCUGGACCCCCCGGUGGAUGGAAACUGGAUAAGUACAAAUUCCUACCGAUAGUCCAACACGCUGGUCGCAAUCGGCCUAAUGCCAAAUGGUACAUCUUCAUGGAGGACGACUCCUAUAUCUUCCUCCCCAACUUGCUACGCCACCUCAAUACCUUCAAUCAUCGCGAGCCCUGGUACCUGGGCAGUCUGGCGUGGAUCCACGGCGAUUACUUCGCGCACGGCGGCUCGGGCUUCGCGCUCUCGCGCGGCGCAUGGGAGCAGAGCUUCGGCCAGGACUCGCGCAUUGUGGAAAAGUUCGCCGCUUUCACGGAAGAACAUGGUUGUGGCGAUCAUAUCCUGGGCCAUGUGCUGCGCGAGUAUGGCGUGCAGUUCGGCGAGACGACCGACGACAGUCGGUUCCGGUAUGGGUUCAACCCGGACGCGCACUGGUCGACCUGGUAUGAGCCGGCCAACUGGUGCAAGCCCGUGUAUAGCUGGCACCAUACGCACGGUCGCGAUGUCGCGCGAUUUUACAAUCUGGAACAGUCCUGGAACUUUGAGAAGGGCCCGCUGCGAUAUCGCGACAUAUACGAGGCGCUGGUCGCCCCGUACCUCCGCCCGCGUGCGGAGUGGUGGGAUAAUUGGUCUGGCAAGCACGAAAUCACGUCGAGCACUGCCACAACAGCCGAGACACCAAACACGGUCAAGUCGGGUGAGACCUGGCGCACCGCGUGGCAGUCGGUUGACGCAUGUGAAGCGGCCUGUGUGGCGUGGGCGGAGUGCGUGCAGUGGGCCUUCUACGAGGACCGGUGUAAGAUGGACAACAAGGUCCUGCUAGGCAACGGCAUCCCUGAGGGCGAUUCGCGGCGUCAGACGAGCCUGCCUUGGGUCAGCGGGUGGCUGCCCCGUCGAGUGGAAAACUGGGCUUGCCAAGAGUGA